Molecule: messenger RNA, 1080 nt
Organism: Penaeus chinensis
Lineage: Eukaryota; Metazoa; Arthropoda; Malacostraca; Decapoda; Penaeidae
Product: C-type lectin domain family 17, member A-like
Exons: 4
Coding region: 10-486 (158 amino acids)
Molecular function (GO): signaling receptor activity
Source: RefSeq, a predicted model, not a curated record
CUCACCGUUAUGCAGUCGUUCGUUUUGUUCGUCGUGGCUUUGUUAGCCGUCGCCAGGGCGGAAGUAGAGUACUGUCCAUCUCCCUUCGUCACAAUUGGCAAUGGCUGUUACAUGGUAUCGGAUUCGCCAGCCACAUGGGAGAAUGCGCGGAACGCCUGCCUCUCCAGCCCGAUCGAGCUCGAGACGGACCUGGCGAUGAUCAGCGACUGCGAGGAGCACCACCACUUUUGGAAUUACGUCGCCUACACUCUUCAGCAGAAGGUGGACUACUGGAUGGGCGGCUACGACGUCCUCGAGGAAGGCAAAUGGAAGUGGCUGAACGGGCGUGAGAUGCCCAUGGGCGUGCCCUUCUGGUACCCCGGCGAGCCGAGCGGCCACCCGGGCGAGGACUUCCUGGCAUUCACGAAGGAGGGAUUCUUUGCCGACCAAAAUGAGAACGCCCUCCUGUACUACGCCUGCCAGGUGGUGGAUCUCGGGACCGACUAGGCGGCGCGGCGGAUUUGCGUCGCGAAGGGAAAAGUAAAGAAAAACGAAAGUCAAGACGCACAAGAGAGAGAUUUCUGGAGAAAAAGGACCUUAUGAUUUUCAUCUAUAUUUUUCAGGAUAUGUCUACAGCAGCACCACAAGAAUGCAAUACAUAUAUAUAUAUAUAAUAUAUAUAUAUAUAUAUAUAUAUAUAUAUAUAUAUAUAUAUAUAUAUAUAUAUAUAUAUAUAUAUAUAUAUAUAUAUAUAUAUACUUUUCGUACGUAGUCAAACUUGCCGACUUUUCCUUAAUUAAAGUACAGACAUGUACUCAAAUCUCAGUCUCACUCCAUAUUUUGCGUUUCAUUUCAUCCGCUGAUUGAAGUAAGAAAAAACAGGUUCUGUCAACAUCAAUAACUAAAUGUUUGUAUUGGUUAGGAUACAUGUAGCUCACUUUCUUCUCAGUUAAAUUAGAGAAAAUGUCUAUUUUGUUAACUAAUUAGCUCCUUGUUUCGCUGUUACUAUUUUUCCCGCUACUCUUGAAGAAGAAGAAGAAGAAGACGAAGAAGAAGAAGAAGAAGAAGAAGAAGAAGAAGAAGAAGAAGAAGAAGAAGAAG